Molecule: messenger RNA, 652 nt
Organism: Aricia agestis (brown argus)
Lineage: Eukaryota; Metazoa; Arthropoda; Insecta; Lepidoptera; Lycaenidae
Exons: 2
Coding region: 69-482 (137 amino acids)
Source: RefSeq, a predicted model, not a curated record
GUUAGUCAGUGCGCGCGCGCAGUGUCUGGAGACCGCUCGCAGUGUUUACCGUGCUGCAGGCUGCAGCCAUGAGCAUAGAGCACCGCUCCAUCACGGGCUCCGCGCCGCAUGUCACCAAGCGUCUCUGCACUGUGAUCUUGUCCCUCGUCGGUGUGAUUUGCGUCCUCGGAGGAUUCCUCCUCGGUCGGAUGGCGCAGAACCAGGUGAGGAAAACCAGCGAUAUCGUACCUAUUAACCUCACGACGUCCGCGGAGAAUCUGUACAAGAAGGCCAAAUCGAUCGCGCCCAAAGCGAUCCACCACUACGAUCCGGGGAAGGUGACGGCGCGGCUGUUGGACGUGUUCCACUGCAGCGCGGCGGAGUGCGGCGCCGUCACCGAGCACAACGCCGCCGACUUCGUCAAGAACGCCAUCAGCAUCGAAGUCAACAAGCUCCUGAGGUCCAUCCAGAACGCCUCCGCGUAUCUCGACUCGUUGAGAUGACAGUGAAGUGCGCAGACUGUUUUACAUAAGUUUCUAUUCCAUUUUAUAAGUGUUAAUUUUAAUGAGCCAAUGGCCAUUAAAAGUGCAGCUCUACUGUCGAUUUUGGUGCUGUGCUGUUUGUCACAAUUAUUAAAAAGGGGAAAUCACAUUGUCAUAAAAUAUUAUGUUUU